Symbiodinium pilosum is the source of this 2560-nucleotide messenger RNA. Lineage: Eukaryota; Dinophyceae; Suessiales; Symbiodiniaceae. The record is from the annotation of a GenBank genome assembly.
GUUCGAGUCAGCCUACAUAGAGUUUACCGUCUACGCGCGGAACUGGUUUACCCGAAACUACCAAAUCGGCAAAGCUUCACUCCAACUCAAGAGUGUCAAUGCGCGGACAGGCCACGUCUACAUGAAGAAGUCGCUUCCUCUUCGGAAGGAGGGUGAGACUGCCGCAACAGGCAUGAUCACCCUCACGGUCUUCUGCCUUAAGCCGGGCGAGUCUGCGCCCCAAGGCGAGGAAGUGAAGGAGGAGGGCGAGGCUGCUGAAGACCUGGAGGACUUGAGCAAAGCGGUGCUGGGAGCUUCUGCAGACACUGGCGAAGCGGGAAAGUCGUAUCAUGUCCUCGUCAACAUCUACAGAGCGGAGAAUUUGGCCAAGAUCGGCGGGUACAAUCCCAACCCGUUCGUAACGGUCGAGUUUGCCGGUGCAUGUGUGCGUACCACUCCCGCAUACGACGUGGAGCAGUACACUUGGAACGAGUGUGCCCGAAUACCGGUGCAGACACCCGUUUACGAGGACACAAUCCUCAUAAAGCUCUGGAGUGGGGGCUCUGCGAUAACGAUGACCCCAGACGCUCUGCUAGCUCAAGGCCUGAUCUCCUUCAGCGAGCUCAGGAACAACUCGCUGCCAGCGCGGUGGUUCUGCCUCUAUGGCUGGGACACUGACGAGGUUCCCGAUGUAAAGCAGAUCUCGAAGAGUGGGGAGAACAUCAAGCCCAACUUCUUCAAGGGAAAGCUGCUGAUCUCGGGAAGAGUGGAGCGGCUGGGCGCCGACGAGACCAUGAUGCCAGCAGGCAUUACCACCGCCAGAAGUGCAGUGGAGCCAAGAAAUAUGCAGCUGGCGUUGCUUGCAGACGUCUACGAGGUCUGCGGUGCUGCUGGUCGGGAAUGCCAGGUUCAACUGGCGUUUGGGAGCAGCACGAAGGAGACCAAGGAGUGGGUCUCACCUGGCGGCUUAGACAAGAUCGCGGCCAUUGAGGCCCACGGUCAGAAGGUUUUAGUUAAUGAGUACGGGGACGACGACAAGGUUUUUGACGUGGAGCAGGUCACCACGUUCAGUUUCACACAGGACCAGGGCCGCAUUGACCCGAUCCUGACCAUGGCGCCGGAGGAGGCGAAGUCGCAGCCUUUGGUCAUGGUUAACGUCUUCACCCGUGGAGUCCUCUCGGGAAAGGUCCGUGUGGGCUACGCCAUGAGGCAGCUGGAAAAUUUCAGGAAGUACGAACCUGGAAACCCAGGGAGACCGCGCUACAUUCCGUUGGAACCAAUGCCGUUCAACAUGCAUGCGCGGAUCCCGGGCUCUGUCCUCAUGGUUAUUGAGCAUUUCACCACCGAUGAUGUGCCAAGGCACAAUAGGAGGACCGUGAAGCCCAUGGUCUACAUAGUCCGUGCUUAUGUUUUCAUGGCACGCAACAUCAAGGUAGAUACUGCCAGCGCUAACUUCGCUCUCCGCGUGGCCUGUGCUGGCAUUUCCAAGACCACCGACCCGGAGUUUGGGCAGGUGCGGCCCAUGUGGAUGAAACCGCUGGAGUUAAAAGUUACGCUUUGCUCUGACCACCCAAAGGAGCCUCCAACAAUGGAGCCGAUCACAGUGACCUUGUUGGACAGCCGGACGGUUUUGGGGGUCAAGGCUGACAGGGACAUUGGAAAGACCGUGUGCACCUAUGAGUACAUGCGGCAAAAGGACAACAUGGGCAGGUGGGAACCCUUCCGCUUGAAGCCUCAGUGGGUCCAGCUCUUUGGCGGGAACUACGGCAGCGUUGCCAUGGGUGAAGUCCUCAUAGGCUUCGAGCUGCUACACUCCAAGUUCCGAGCCGAAUUGCCGGCCAUCCAGAUGUGGCCUGUGUCAGAGGAAGAGUUCGACCCAAAGAAGCACUUCUCCAAGCUUAAGAAGGCUACGCUGCAUUUCUCGCUGUACGGGCUGCGAGACUUGAUCCCCACGGGCAGCAGAAGUGAGGAACCGCUGGUCAACGUCCGCGUGAAGAAGUUUGAACGGCCUGGAGGAGAUGAAGGGCAGAAGCGCAGCAAGUACUACGGCAUGCACUUCAAAUACGAGAAACUGGUGCAGGAGGGCCAGGAAGACAACAAGGACGACCACUUGCACAAGUGGAAGACUGAUGCUCUGGGUCAACAAGGCUGUCGGAACUUCGAGUUCUUCCAAGUGCAGAAGGUCAACGUGCUCCUUCCUGACAAGGAGAUUCUGCAGCCCUUCAUUGCCAUCCGUGUGCUUGAAAAGCCUGUGGAGCUCUUUCCUGGUACAUCACUGCAAGUCAAGCCCUUCGGGGACGAAGGGACACUCAUCGGGGAAAGCCGGCAGAGCCUGAACAGCCUGUACCCUUGCACCUGGUAUGAGGGUGUGACCCUUGAGCAGCCCUACACCUACCAGGAGAUCAGGAUCAAGCGAGGGGUGGAUCGCGCGAUCAAAGCCUGCGCCUCCAGGUGGGCCUCUUUAGUGAGGUCUGGGGUUAAGGGACCGUAUUGCAAUACCGUAAUGUCUUGGGAGUUCCUUGUUUCUGUCUCCUUCAGGCUUGGGACUCAAGAGCACAAGAGGAAGACUUCGAGGGUAUGA